Molecule: messenger RNA, 672 nt
Organism: Cajanus cajan (pigeon pea)
Lineage: Eukaryota; Viridiplantae; Streptophyta; Magnoliopsida; Fabales; Fabaceae
Product: histidine-containing phosphotransfer protein 4
Biological process (GO): phosphorylation; cytokinin-activated signaling pathway; phosphorelay signal transduction system
Cellular component (GO): cytoplasm; nucleus
Molecular function (GO): histidine phosphotransfer kinase activity; protein histidine kinase binding
Source: RefSeq, a predicted model, not a curated record
AAACCCUUCCUCUCCCCACCUUCAUAUCAUGCAUUCCCACCCCACUCUCUUCUCACAAUUCACAUGGACACUAACCAUUCCCGCAGGCAGCUUGCUGCAAUGAAACAGUCCCUCUUUGAUCAGGGAUUGCUGGAUGAACAAUUUAUACAACUGGAAGAGUUGCAGGAUGAUGCAAAUCCUAACUUUGUUGAGGAAAUUGUGACUCUUCACUACCGUGAUUCAUCACGGCUUAUCUCAAGCAUAGAGCAGGCUCUCAAAGAGAGGAAUCUGGAUUUCAACAAGCUGGACACACUUAUGCAUCAGUUCAAAGGAAGCAGUUCAAGCAUAGGAGCCAAAAAGGUGAAAGCAGAGUGCAAUUUGUUCAGGGAAUAUUGCAGGGCAGGAAAUGCAGAAGGAUGCAUGAGGAGCUUCCAACAAUUGAAAAAAGAACAUGCUGCACUGAGAAAGAAACUUGAAGCUUAUUUUCAGUUGGCGAGGCAAGCUGGACCCCGCGAAACAGCAUGUCGCUCCAAAUGAAGACCUAAUGAAAAAUAUGCAUAAUAAGGCAAAUGUAAUUGGUGAAAUUUGUAUCAUAGAAAAAUAUAUGUAUUUAUAUAUAUUCACCAUAGGAAAGUGAUGUUCGCCCUUUUCAGAUAUUUUGUUUCAGAAUAUCAGUUUUGUUUUCAAAUGUUA